CUUAGCUUUAUCACGCAGACGUGAGUUCCUUCAGCUGCGCUUUUGUGACUGCGGUGCUGCCGUCUUGAGUGCCAGGCUGCCCCGGUGGCGUGCUCAGCGAGAGUGGGGCAGGGAUAGGCGGCACUGAGUGCACGGCAUGUGCCAGGCUCUGCUACUCCGAGGCACGCCUCCCGGAGAGCACCCUGUUAUGACACUCGGCUGUGCCCGUGCCGGCGGCCUUCCGGCCCCGGUGCAACGAAGUGCUGUCUCGUUACAGCCUCGCUCCGCGCUGCUCCACCGUGCAGCUGCCCUCCUCGGCUGGGAUAGGAACGCGCCCGGAGGAGCUCAAACUCCCUCGCCACCCACCGAGAGCCGCGCCCCCCUCUCCGCCGCCGCCGCCGGGACCUCCCCGCGCCGCGCCCUCCUCCCGCCGGCGGGGCCGCCCCGCGCCUGUAGGCGCACAGUGGCAGAGAGAGGCGCGGCCGGAGCGGCAGCGGCGGGUCCCGGGCGGUGCGCGGAGCAUGGCCCCAGCGGGGCGGCUGUGCGCCGCGCUGCUCUGCGGCGCCCUCAGCCUCUGUAGUGUGCGGGCCGCGCCGCGGCAGGCCGACACGCUUUACAUGUGGAUCGACGCGCAGCAAGCGAGAGUCCUCAUCGGCUUCGAGGAGGAUAUUCUGAUCGUGUCCGAGGGGAAGAUGGCUCCCUUCACGCACGACUUCAGGAAAGCCCAGCAGAGAAUGCCCGCUAUUCCUGUUAGCAUCCAGGCCAUGAACUUCACCUGGCAGGCAACGGGACGGGCUGAGUACUUCUACGAGUUCUUGUCCUUGCGCUCUCUGGAUAAAGGCAUAAUGGCUGAUCCAACUCUAAAUAUCCCUCUGCUGGGAACAGUUCCUCAUAAGGCAUCAGUUGUUCAGGUUGGAUUCCCUUGCCUUGGCAAACAAGAUGGGGUUGCUGCCUUUGAAGUGAACGUGAUAAUAAUGAAUUCAGAAAGCAAUAUUAUUCUCCAGACUCCUCAGAAUGCCAUCUUCUUUAAAACCUGUCAGCAAGCUGAAUGCCCAGGAGGAUGCAGAAAUGGAGGGUUUUGCAAUGAAAGACGUAUCUGCCAGUGCCCAGAUGGAUUUUAUGGACCACACUGUGAGAAAGCGUUGUGUGCUCCUCGCUGCAUGAAUGGUGGGCUCUGCAUUACACCUGGACUCUGCAUCUGCCCUCCAGGCUUCUAUGGCAUCAACUGUGACAAAGCAAACUGUACAACGACCUGCUUCAAUGGAGGAACAUGUUUCUACCUGGGAAAAUGCAUUUGUCCUUCAGGCUAUGAAGGAGACCAAUGUGAAAUCAGUAAAUGCCAUCAGCCCUGUCGUAAUGGAGGCAAAUGCACUGGUAAGAACAAAUGCAAGUGCUCCAAAGGCUACCAGGGAGACCUGUGCUCAAAGCCUGUCUGCGAACCUGGCUGUGGCCUGUAUGGCACCUGCACCGAGCCCAACAAAUGCCAAUGCAAAGAAGGUUGGCAUGGGAGACACUGCAAUAAAAGGUAUGGAGCCAGCAGUCUGAGUGCCCUGAGGCCAUCAGGCAGCAAGCACAGGCAGCACACGCCUUCGCCAAAAAGGGAGGAGGAGAGGCAUGUGCCACCCGAAUCCAAUUACAUCUGGUGAGCUCCAGCAUCUGAAACGUUUUGGAAAGUACCAAGUGUAUUAAAAAUGCACUUCAGUGGUGCAUUUAAGCCAGCGUGGUGUAAACGAUGUAAAACUGUGCCAUAUAAACUUUCUGCAUCAGCUUGGGGUAAUAUAAUAUAUUGUAAACAAACCAGCUCUUAUGUAAUAAACUUUUUAUACUGACAGUUAUGUAUAAAAUAAAGAUGCUGCUUUAGUUUU
This is a messenger RNA of Pogoniulus pusillus (Red-fronted tinkerbird), 1844 nucleotides long. It is a transcript of the gene WIF1, whose product is annotated as WNT inhibitory factor 1. Bases 501 to 1625 code for a protein of 374 amino acids. The record is from RefSeq and is a predicted model, not a curated record. NCBI's taxonomy places the organism in Eukaryota, Metazoa, Chordata, Aves, Piciformes, Lybiidae. The transcript is spliced from 11 exons.